AGUGAGCGCUUCCUGUGGUCAGAGGUUAUCCUCGAAUUUGAAAACAUGGACCCUCAUAAAGGAGGAGAAGGUACCAACUUUCUGCUUUUAUCUUCUCAUUAGUCAUGUUCAUUCAUCCUACAUGACUUACACCAAUGUGCACUAGUGUUAGUCUGUUUUUACAGUGUCUGUGACGUUCAUUAGCUUCAUAAUUGAGUCACUAUGCGAAAAUAAACAGUCGUUGCUAUCUUUAGUAGCCUGUAUGUUAGCUUAUUUUGUCUCUGUGUUUUAAACCUUAUAUCACAAUUUUAAAUAUCCAGUCACCUGACACUUUAUGAAAAGCUUAGAUAAAGGAAAGGGUUCAACAUUGUUUGUUAUGAGCGGACGGUAAAUUCCUGGUGUUUCGGUGUAAACAGUGACCGUGUCAAGUGGCGACUGUCAGCCGCGUGCGUCAGUGGUUGUCGUGGUUACAACAGCUGUUGAAACUCUUUCCCUAAUGUCCUAAGUUCUUAAUUAAAUACGAACAUUCUAAUUAUAUUUUGACAGCAGAAUGAAGACAUAAUGUAGUAUGCAUUUGCCAGAUUACAACAGCUGCUGUGACAACGAUGGUCUCUCUCUACUGCAUUUCUGCGCAAACUCGACAUAUGUGAUAAUAGAUUGAGUUGGACUAAUGCUAGUGAUAUUUCCCACUCUUUUCAUGUCAUUUAUUGUUGUCUCAUUCUGAUUACCAGUCUCUUCUCCUGUUUUUUCCCACAGCAUCUGGCAGGAUGAGUGGUGAUGGGGACAUGGCAUCAGUCAUGGGGUUUUCUGGUUUUGGUAUGUACAGCCCUGGAGAAUUUUCUGCAUUAUAAAGUUACAACUUUAAAUGUAUUUGUUAAACGUAGCUGUCAUUGUUUUCUUUUUUAAAUUUUUUUUCUUUUUAAUUGAUUUCACAUAUCAAUAUUCCAUCAACAUUUUACAUAUAUUGAACAAAUUUCCAACUGUUUAUAAUAUUUCUCCACCGCGGAGCAGAGACAUAAUUAGACAUAAACUCCUUAAGUAAAGUUACAGUAGAAUAACUGUGUAGUAAAAUGAAACACUUUCCACUCCUUUUUUUCACACCUCUCUUGCAUUGUCUCACAAACAUAUGAACAAGCUUGUAGCCUGAACCAAGGGUAUCAAUAGUCUACAAUACACUAUGCCUUUACUGCGCAAAGUCUGCUCUCAAUUGAGACACAAAAUCAACCCAGGUUUUCCAGUAGUUUUUAAAAAUAUCUGUUUUUAGUCUAGAUGAGAAAGUCAGCUUCUCCAUUCUAUAUAUAUGGAUCAUUACCUCUACCCAAUCCUCUAUUUGUGGUGCUUCUGUUUUUAGCCGAUUUCUGGUGAUGGCCUUUUAAGCCGACACCAACAUUAUUCGAAAUAUGAGCUGUCAUUUUUUUUCCACAGGUAAGAAGGCACGCACAUUUGACCUAGAUGCCAUUUUUGAGCAGACUAGGCGGACAGCCAUUGAGAGGAGUCAGCGUGUGUUAGGUAUUCUUACAGACACUCCCUGGUGUUUACUAUUUAUUCCAUCUCGAUGUUUAUGACUGAGCUGUACUUAUUGUUUCUUUAGAGGAGCGUCACAUGGAGGAGGAAGGGGAGAGCUCCAAAUCAGCAAUGCCAUCAGCCCCCACUCAGAGAGACAAAUCCACAGCUGCUUCCUCAAGGUACCAUAAGACCCUCAGUUUGAUAGUUUUGGUUGAUACAGUUUUACAGUUUGAUCAGGCUUCUCUUUGUUUGAGAACAACAAGCAUGUGUGAAUUUGCUUUUAUUUGACAUGUAAUGUUUUCUCCUUUUAGAAAGCAGGAGAGCAGCAGUGACAGCAGCUCAGACUCAGAUGAGGACUCAGACUCAGAGCUCAUUGGGCCGCCACUGCCUCCUCAAUAUACAGCUGAAGGCGACAAUGAAGUUGUGAGAAAGCCAAGCGAAGUUGGCAGCACAGCUCACAGUGAUGAGGAAGAUGAUGAAGGGGAUGACGAAGACGAUGAUGUAAGUUAAAAGGUCCCAGAAGAUAAUUUUUUUUCUAAAAUACUCCUUUUCCAUGGCAGAAACUGUGACUUUUGAGAAGCAGCUGUGAUUGUUGACCUAAACAUCGAGGCUUUGUGUCUCAAUGCAAAGAUACACAAAACGAUUUUUUCUACACUCUGAGGUGCAGAUUUAAGCUUUUACCACUAGAUGGCAGCAGAAGAAAAUACAAGUAGUGGUUGUUAUGCUAAAAAAGAUCAGAGGACAGUAAUUUUGUUUGUUUAUUAAUAACUGAAGUGUUUUUUUCUGCUUUUUGAGCUACAUCCUCAUAGAAAUCCAAACUUCUCUAAAGUAUGAUGAUGCUUUGUUAUUACAGAUCAUUAUUUUUAGUUAUUCAUGUGGGGAGAUAAUUGCCUUAGGUUAUGAGUCAUAUUACCUAAAUCCUAACCAUCUACCUCCAGCAGUUUCCAGUCAUUUAUUUGCAGCUGACUGUGGUUUGAGGCUUUUAUUCAUGCUGUUCUUUUUUUUUUUUUUUUGAAGUUUCAAAUGUCUAACUCAAAUGUCACAUAUAAUUGAACUUUGGAAUGAAAUCCAACGCACCUGAUUGAGUCGUUUACUCUUUCCUCAAGUUCUGCUCAACUUUCUAUCCUAGAACCCGGUGAAGAAGAUUCCAGACACUCAUGAAAUCACUCUUCAGCAUGGCACCAAGACAGUAAGGACUUUUUCUUACAUGACUCAUCCAACUCCGUGGAAAUGCAGUCAAUUAAUUUUAUUUAUUUUGUUAGAGAAAGGAAGUUCUCAAGUCUUCAAACGUGGCUUUUAAUCAACACCAUAUUCUGUUUACAUUAUAAGCAUGGAAUAGAUUUUCAUUCACUUUAGCCUAAUGCUAAAUUCCAGCAAUAAGAUAGGUGCCUGAUGUAACUGCUGACCUAAACAUGAGCCCAAACUUUGAAAUACUUUGUCCAGAUCUUUUAUUUUGUUUUUAUAGAACCUUUUUUGUCUCCUCAGGUUUCAGCUCUCGGCUUAGAUCCCUCUGGAGCUCGUCUGGUGACCGGUGGGUAUGAUUACGACGUUCGUUUCUGGGAUUUCGCUGGAAUGGACCAGGCUCUGCAGGCAUUCCGGUCUCUUCAGCCUUGCGAGUGGUGAGUCCACUUCUGAGAACACAACGUGGAACUACAACGUAGUUGCUUAACAUGUGGCUAAUUGACUUCAUGCGGGAAAGCGGUGGACUUUUCCUAGAGCCGAAGUGUACACAGAUGCACAAACACACACACAUUUGCUGAGCAUCAUUGAGCGUGGAGUUAACUCUGUGACAUCCUCCUGUUUCAUUCACAAUGAGGCCUUCAGGAGCAGAUGGUGGAGAUACGUGGGUGUUUGUGCGUCUGUGCAUGUUUACUGUAUGUUUGACUGAGACCGUCAUCAAAGAUCAAAUUCUUUUCUGGUUGUGGAAACUUAGUGGGCUUUGCUGGAGCAGGCUCUCCCUUAUUAAGAGAAUUUUACGCUACAUUUAGUUUGAUUAAAAUGCGAUCUAGUUGGCUUACGAACAAGCUGGACUCUGUAAGGAGAGUCAUGCUAUUUGAGUCCACUGUUCCACUGUUACUCUCCCCCGACCCAAAAUAGAAACUUAUGAGCUCAGUCAAACUAAAACAAUGAGGAAAAUGAACAUUUGGUGGUAUGUAAUGAGUCUCUGAAGAUGCCAAAGCCCUCCCCCCUCCUCAGUUAAAGCACACUACUCUCCUGCAAGCCUCGCUUUCAUUUUAGCAAUAUAGAUUAUAUCCUUUUUACCCUUUAUAGAGAAAAUGUGGUGCCUGAAUCCAACCUUUGCUAUUUGAUGUUAACUAAAUUCACAAUGUAGCUUGUGUUUACUUGUUUGGAUAGUGAUCCUUUCAGAUAAAUCAAAAAUAUGCCCCUGAAGUUUGGACACCCUGUUAUUUUUGUCUGGCAAAUGUCAGCGAUUCUUCAAUGUGUUCAUGAUGUGUUAUGAUUCGUGUCACUCUUUCCAUUUCUUAGCUUCAUAACCCUGUUAUGCUCCACACGUGUCUGUUGCAUGUCAUGGAUCAAAGGAAUCAACCAUCAUAUGUACAUCAGAUGUUGUUUUGUUUUGUUCCUAUAGCUACACGUAUCUCUUGUUUGUUGUUUUGUCCCUGAACCCUUUCGAGGAUUAAACGCUUCUUGUGUAACUAUGGUUUGGUGCAGAUGUCUUGUACAAUCACAGCUCACAGAUGGCCUGUAAACAGGCACUAAGACACUUAUCAGAACUUGUCAGCUACACAGAAGUGUAACCUUAAAAAUAAGUUUUUUUUUGUCUUCCAUAUCCUCCUCAUGUGUGUCUGUGUGUGUGUCUGUGUUCUUUCAGCCACCAGAUCAAGACCCUGCAGUAUAGCAUCACUGGUGAUGUCAUUCUGGUAGUUUCUGGGAAUGCUCAGGCAAAGGUGUUGGACCGGGAUGGCUUCAAUGUCAUGGAGUGUGUGAAAGGAGACCAGUACAUCGUGGAUAUGGCCAACACGAAGGUAAAACACGUCUUCUAAAUACCCGUUUCAUUUGGGAGUGAUAAUAAUGCACCCACCAAGAUGAAAUGGUAAAGAGUUCAUCUUAUGAAUACAUGCUGUGCAGACUGAACACUGGAGGAAAGACAACAGAGUUAUGGGGUCAUUUUUGGCAAUAUGUGGAACUGAAAUGACUGUAGACGAUGUAAUGACCAUGAAUGUCCUAGGCUUUAUUAAUAUUAUUACUAUUAUUAUUGUUAUAAUUUCCUUUCUCUUUUGUUUAUCUCUUUAUGUCUGUGAACAGAUGUCACUUUUUAAUGUCUAGUUCAUCAGUGUACCAAAAUGCUGCCCUGUUUAAAGUUGUUCAAAACUGUGAAAAAUUGAUAAAAUUUAAAUUACGAAAAAAAAAAAAAAAAUGCGCCCACUAAGUAAUAACUGAGAUCUGGCUGCUGUUGAAAAAAAAGUCUGACUGAGAAGUAAACGCAAACAGUCAGCUUUUCAGACAAUUUCUAAAUAAAUAAACAAUUUUGCAAACUUUUCACCAUUUAAUUUAUAUUUUUGGGUAUUUUUAACUCACUUUUUUAAACCCACAUUUUAAGUCUCUACCAACUCCCAGGAGAAAUAUCUCACUAAAAAGCUGCUAAAUGCUCAGCAGUGUUCACCAACUAGCUUAAAAAUGUGUUUCAUUGCACUUAAGGCUUAAAUAGGCAGUAUGUUUAAUGCUGCGUUCGAGUUACCUCGGAGGUCAGAUAUUGGAGCUGAAAAUGACGUCACACCUGAGUUCCUAGCGUUUCAGUUACCAAGUCAGAAAAAAAACAAAAUCGGAGGCCUGAAACAAGAUGGCUACAUCUAUGAACGUUAUUUUAGCAUUUGUCUUAUACUAGGACAGGCAAGCGCUAAAAUAACUUUUGUAGAUAUAGCCAUCUUGUUUCAGCCUCCGGUUUUGUUUUUCCUGUUUUGAUAACUGAAAGGCUUGUAACUCAGGUGCGACGUCAUUUACAGCUCGGACUUCUGGCUUCCGAGGUUACUCGAACGCAGCAUUAGAGCAGCUAAACAAGGAGAUGUAACUCAUUUGAAAUCCCUGCAAAGCUCAGGAGAGCCACAGGUUCAAGAGAAAAUUUCACUAAUUCAAACUGCCUUUAGAUAUUAUUAUUUAAAGAUAUUGAUUACAUCCAUUUCAAAGAUGUUCAUGUACCACUUCAGCGUUGGCAGCGUGCCUAUGAAAGCCUGUUUAGUGUAAAUACUGGCUGGCUGCUCUUUAGCUUUGUUGGUAGAUCCUGCCAACAUUUAAUGGUAGCAAGGUGCCUCCCUGAGCUUGACUGUUGUUGUAUGUGAGGGUGAUGUUGAGCGCUGUGAGACCACCCUCAGGCACUCUUGGGAGAGAAACCUCACAUGCUUUCAGGAUAGCCGUGGUUCAUCUAUUUCUUGUUCCUGCGUUUACAAAGAAGAAUCCUAAUUAAGCGGCCAUGUUUGGGUUUUGCCGUGAUUAACAAAGCUGUAUUGGUGGUCACUAACCAUGUGUGCCAGCUGCAUUGUGUUUAGGCAUGGUUUAUACCACCAGUAUGAGCUACUUGAACAAGUGAAGGCCCGCUGAUUGUGCGUAGCAUGUCCUGCAUCGUUGUCCAGCUACUCGGUCCCAUCUGGAGCUGAUGGGGGACUUUGGUUCAAUGAAACUGCACUUUGGCCCGCUGACAACGUCCCAGUCGAUUAGCUGCGUCUCAUGUGAUAAUGAAGUCCUUGCUUCCUCCUCCGAUGACAGACAGUAGUUUGCCUCCUACUGUGCGCGCAGAGAUUCUCCACAGAGCGGUCUAAAUCUGCAUCCAAUUGGAUGCCAUGAUAUCUGAUGUUGUGGAAUAAUACUUGUUCUGUUUCAUCUAGGAUAUAAAAAACACAGCUCUGUUUUCAAUUUCCCAAAUUUUAAGACUUGGUUGCUUUGUCCAUUCAUAGCCCACAGAAAGAGAGGGGACAAAAAAACAGAGAACAGGACCAAAUUGUUGCUUUUGAGCAGUUCCAACUAGAUUUUUGAUUCAAAAAUUGCUUUUUCGAGCAAAUUCGAGCUCCUAGAUUAGUUUACCCUUAAACCCCAAAAAGCUAAAUCUAAUUCUUGAGAUGCCGCUGGUUUCUGUUAUUGGUGUUGUGUGUCUUGAAAAUUGCCCCAUUAAAGUGUCCUGUUCGUUUGUUUAUCAGUCUGUUUCUAUUUAGUUCCAGUUUGUUGUUUUAGAUCGUGGAGGAAGAGGAGUCAGGUUUGUUUAGGAAGGUAGCGUUUCCUGCACUCUCAUCAUGAAGCUCUUGGAAUGGAUGCUUCUGUUUAUUUGGAUGUUAGCGCGAUGAGCAGGGAAGCAGUCAUUCACAGCCCAUUUGAGCCGGAGCCUUGCCAUACUGUAAAGUAGUAGGUGUGUAUUUUACCAUAAAGAUUAACAACACAGCAAUUUAAAAGUGCACCUUUUGAGCCGUUAAACAGCAUAAGUGAGAAGUUCCCUUUUAUUGAUUCAUAAAGUGGUACGUUUAAAGUUUUUGACAGUGAGCAGACUGGCCUCUUUCUCUGAUACACACAUACCAAUGUUCUUUGGUCAACUUAUGCAAGGCUCUGCUUCUUGGAGCAUCCUGUCAAAUAGUGGUAUGUCAUGUCUGAAACCUCUUUGCCGAAGUGUUCCUCACUGACCUGGCAGCAGAGGAGGCCUCUCUCUGGGAUAUUCCACUUUGAAGUCAUUUGUUAUGAGUAAUUCUCCACAGGACUACCCCAGCAGAGGAAAUGUCUCAAAGUUACUCUCACUGCGAGGAGUUGUCCGUUUGAAGCUGUGUCACAGCCUGCUGCACUACCUCAUAGUUCACUGGCUCAGUUAAAGCGUAUGUCGUGGAGGGCUGAAAGUCAAGGUUACAAUAAGAGCAAAUCAAAGACCGAAAUGGUCUUUUCCUCAAGGAAGCCUCUCUUUAAAGAAUAAUUGCUGCCUCCUGGGAACUUUUGUUUGCUCUGUAGAUGUUAAAGUCCUUGUUGAUACAGGUUUUAUAGCUGUCAUGCACUUCAAACAGCACAACUCAAAAGCUGCCCAAAAAGUAGUAGAACUAUUAAAAUGAUUAACCUGUGAUCUUUGUGCGUCACUUUGGUUAAAGAUCUAACUGUAAAGGACAACAGUUGUCUUUGUACAUGAUUAUUCUCCGCGUGCAAGAUCGAUCCGCAUAAAUUCACUUUCAUUGCUUAGGAAUUUUCUGGUUUGUUUUGAACAACUUAGCUGAUCUAGUAUCUUAAAAUUUCUAAUAAGAUAUAAGAUAUUUAUUUAUAAUCAGAUAAUACCUGAGUAACCAGUGUCUUGUAAAAAAAAAAAAGUCCUGCUUGCUAAAUAUGAUAAAUCUGAUCUUUCCAGGGCCACACAGCCAUGCUGAACAGCGGCUGCUGGCAUCCCAAGAUUAAAGAGGAAUUCAUGACCUGCUCCAACGAUGGGUGAGUUUGAUGCAGCUUUUGUGAGGCUUGAGUUGUGUGCAAAAUCUGUCACUAGCUGUCUAUGUCUUUGCAGCUGCAGUGAUGUUUACAGAUUAAAGCUACUACAAAGGACCAUCAGUUGUUGUUUAUUUUUGUGACUGAUGUGGACAAAGCGGUAUCUCUCAUCUCUUUGCUGAACUUUUCUGUUAAACUAGAUGGCGUUUUCGUUCAGUAGCUGCAUUGACUGACAUCUAUUGGUGGCACCAACAACAGGCGGCACUAAGAAUGACUGUGUAAUAAUCCAGCUAUUGAUGUUUUGUUUAUUUGUUGAUUUGUUUGUUUGGAACCCCGUUAGCUUCCACAAAGUGGUUGCUAAUCUACAAUUACAUUUUAACAAUUCAUUAAUAGUAAGUACAAUUACAGAUUCAAUUUAUGAUUCUUCACAACAUUAAAAUCACUCCGAAAUCGAUGCUUUUUUAAGUUCAUUUAUACAUACAGUUUUGUUUUAAAAUAACAUCUACUGCCUAUUUGCUGUGUCCUCCGAGGCAAUUGAUUCCACAUUUCUUAAGAUCCAAAUAACACUGUUCUCCUCAUACAAUUGGACUUUGAGAAUGGAACAAUUAAAUGACCAGAGCUAACCUGCUGAGGUUUCAUUGUUGCAGGAGACAUCAGUAUUAGUUUCUCUCUGUUUCAUAACCAGUUAGAAAACCCUCACAGGAGCUUUAAAUCCAAAAAUUAUAGUAUUAUUCAUUAAACUUGUGAGAGAUGAAACCUCUACCAAAGCUUUCACAACAUGCAAAGGAAUAUCAAUUAUUUGAUCGGCCAGAAUUAGAACUGGCAGGAUAAACCUGUUAGAGUUCAUCCUGUAAUAAUUAUUUAUAACUAUAACCUGCUGUGUUUGUUUACGGUUUCCAACUGUGAAUUUGCUCCUUUUGUUUUAUGAUCGCAUGGGAUUUUCCAGGGUGUAAACGUGUUGAUAAACACACAAGCACCCACAUCUAGAAACUACAAAGAAAACCCUCACUGCGAGCCUCUGAAAUAGUGUAAUUUAAAGAGAUAACUUGUGUUUGUCACGUUUGAGACUUUUUAGCUUUCAUGACCGCUGCCACCAGCAGGGAGUCCUCUAGCCCAGAUUUUGCCUCUGGAUAGAGUAGCUUGUCCUCACAGCUGUGCAUUGACACAUGGCACAUUUCGUACUGGAUGCAAUCCAAAGGCAGCCCCUUUAUUUGCAUGCAGUGAUUUGGAGCAGAGCAACACUGCUGGAGACAAAAACACAACACACAAUAACACACAAAAUAUUUCUGUUCUGGAAAGAAAAGCUCAGACACUCCUCAGCAUCCUCCAAAGCUGAACUUUCCUGUAUUAGUGCAGAAGAUGUGACACUUUGCCCUUUUGAGAGGUGUGAGUGAACACUUGUAAGUGAAAAUGUGCGACUGAGCGAGACCACAGUGAUGAGUCUAAGUGAGUGUGACAGGCAGCAGCGCAGAAACCCCGAGCUAUCAUCAUUAAGUGGAAACAAGGGCCUCGCUCUGUGGGCAGGCCGCAGCCCAGUGUUUACCAGUGUUCCUGCUCCCCCAGAUGUGGGGGCCGGUUUAUUUAGCUCUUACUGAGGCUCUGGAAAUCCUCCCCUGGCACGUUAGCACUGGGUGUUGCCCCUGGCCUGCUCACAGGAGAACAGCGGAGGAGAGGAGUGCAGAGGGAACCAUUCACAAGCUGACGAGCUGCAUGUGAGGGUCCCCGAGGGAAGUACAGCAACCUGAGUGGAUGAAAGAGGCUGUGACAAAGAGUGGAAAAACAGGGAGGGACCACCUGUGAGGAUUUGCUGGUGAAAGACUCUGCACCCAGCGCUGUGUUUGAUUUCUAAUGGUGCACUUUACAUUGCAUUCGUUGUUUGUAGUGCUAAACAUUUUCUAGAGUCUCAGCCCCACAGUGCAAGCAGCCUCUCGGGUGCAAACUGCUGCAAAAGAUAUCUUCAGUUCUUUGGUCCCUUUUUAUAAUAAGAAAUAUAGUUAAGUGUUUUAGCAGGCUCUUUUCACCGUGGUAAAUGUGAACCUAUAAAUUUAAUUUCUAAACUAAAGGUAACCAGACUGAUUUACUCUGAUAUGUGUGGGCUCUCUGGAUUCUCUUCUACAGAUCCAAAGCCUCCCAUUUGGAACUGACUCUGGAACAAUUUAUGAGCCUUUUGCAAUCUCUUCAAAAAACAACACAAAAGGCUGAAACUUUAAUCUUCUUCAGUGACCACAGCCGCUUUAAUUGUCUAAAUUGCUCAUUGUAUUUCAUGCAAUAUGAGUCUUUGUGGGAGUUUUUUGAUGUGUGGUCGAUGCCUCCAUCUCACUGCUACAGUUAUUCAUGCUGCUUCUUUCACUUCGGUGCCGUCUUUUGAGCAACUUCGGCUGCCUCUAGGGGACUGAUUGUAGUCAGUGGGCCUCCUGCAUCAGCAGUUGUCCCAUAGUACCAGUGGGUGUACUUCUUUCUUUAACCAAAACACCCUUUUUUUCCUCCUUUUUCACCCUCACAGCCUAGUUAGAGACUCUUUGUCAUGUUUGUUUGAAUAGCUUAUUAAGUAUGAUCACUGGACCGCCCAGCUCCUUCAUUCAAGGUCCCGCUCUAGCCAUGUGGAAUCUCAUUCAUAAGACCAGCCGUCCAGCUUCUUGAAUGAUUUCAUUUACCCAGACCUUUUCCCCCAGGUGGAAGUGUAGUAGAAGGAAGUACCGCUGACUGAGGCACAAUAACACAGCAGCAGGGCAGUUGGUAGGGGUUGUCCUCACACACUGAUGGUUGAAUGGAGCUUGAGCAGAAAUGUGUGACUCAAGUCUGUCUGUGAAAAGCAUUUUAGCCUGGACUGGUGUGAUAGUGUCGACGUUUCUCACUCCUCUGUCAUUCUGUUUGAGUGUCGUCUGUUUGUAAAACUGUUUAGCAACUUUGUUCAGGGCCAAAUCUGUAUUUAAGCACAGAGCCACUUAAAUUAAAUCCCCGCUGAAGGACUGAACACCUGUUUGGAAAAAUGCAGAUGUAUUCCUUGGAAAGAAAAGGCAAGUUGUGAAGGGUCUACUCCCAGCGGAAGAUUUUCUCUGGCAGGAUUAACUUGAAUUAAUCUAAAAAUAUGGCUGGGAGUUUGUUGAGCUGCACCCUGUCCUACUGGACAAAAUAUUAAACAUUAGUUUCUGAAAAUUCUCGACUAAGUUCUGCUCAAAGCGAACAAACUGCAGUGUCGAAAUGUUGAGCCGUAACCGUGUGUAAAGCUUUGCGUUAAAGCAGCUUCAGGGACAUGACAUCACGGAUUCUCAGCUUUUACUUUGUCAUUUUAUAUUCCCUCUGGAGAACGAUAAAAAAAUCAUGUUAUGCUCUUUUUGUGACUGAAAUUUCAGCCAGCAGAGCAGAGGAUAGGACGAACGGCGACUUUUUAAUCAGGAACACAUGUUACUUGUGUCGAAUCUCGGGGCACACAAGCACAUGUGUACAUCCACAAACACACACACAUACACACACACACACAAAUUGAGGAAUGCUUCCAGGAGGUUUGAAUGCCAGGGAUUCCCUUUGUGCUGGCCUGAUGUCAGUGCUGCAGCUGGAUUUGGAUGCGUGGCUGUAAGGAAGGAGACCCUUAGGACAACAUGGCAGGUCUUUUUACUGCACAGGAAAAACAUUGUGUCUUUGUCAAAUUAGGGUUUUCUUUUUUUUAUCAUGAAGCGGGUCCACAAAAAUAGAAGGUCACACAAAGUAGAUUCAUGACUCACUGCUUUGACAAACCCUGGGAUUCAGUCAUUUUGUACUUUCAUAGGAACAGGCAGCUACUUCAGUCCUUCAGUCCGAGUUUUCUUUGCACAAGUAAAUGUUGAUAUCGACUUUCGUGCCCUAAAAAGUAGGUCAUUAUUUUUUCACAAAGGAAAUUGUCCGCUUGACUUGGUUUGUGACAGAACUGCCUCUGUCAGAACAGACCUAUUUAAUGUGGACAUGUUGGGGCGAUUCACACAGGUUCACCCACAGUCCAGCUUGUCUCUAACUCUUUUUAAGCCUUAUACUGCAAGUGUUCCAUAUCCCGCUCAACAAGGCACAUACCACGUCUCUACAGAGCCUAUUCAUCUUUCUGCUCGAUUCACAGACGUGGCUGAAUGUUUGACUGUCAGGACCUUCUGUUUCUUUACUGUGUAACUUCAGUGUUUAUUUUUUUUCUUAUUGAAGUAAAUAUGUGACCACCUGUUUUUGUGAAGCCACCUUAUCAACCAGAUUUCCUGAUUAGGACUUGUCCUGAUUACCUUUACCUUGAGCCAAGCUUUUUGGUCUCUAUUCUGCUCUGUUUAAGACCUGUAGGCUGUACAUCACAGACAUUUUCGUUAUAGGAUUUGCGCUUAUGGCUGUAUGUAUAAUGUUUUGCUGGGUAGAGCAUGGAGCAAAGGUUAUUGUCUUCCAUAGUAGGACUGUAUCUGUGCGAUUGCCAUUAUAACAUCUUAAAGGAUGUUUUUACUACACAAAGUAGGAAUCAGGGGUGGGAGAAAAAAUCGAUUUACAUAAGUAUCGCAAUUUUUUGUUUUACAAUUUUUAAACCGAUUUUUUUGUUGAAAUUAUUAUUAUUUUUUUUUCAAAUUUAAGAAUAAAUCUUGAAAUCUGACUUGCAUGUGAUGUGUACUUUUUGGGGAAAUAUGGUUCCUGGAAUAGUCAGUAGACAAUCAUAAUCAUUCAACUGUUUCGCCGAUGUUAAAAAUGCAGACUAAAAAUCGAGAAGAUUCACAAUAUCGUAGAAUCGCAAUUUAACUCGAAUCGGCAUCCAAAAAUUCGUAGAAGAAUCGAAUCAGGAGCAUAUUGUCCCAGCCCUCGUAGGAAUAGUAAUGUUGAUAAUCGAGACAAACAAUAAAUAGAAAAUGCAGAGAAACUCAGCUCAACAGGGAAGCCACCUUAUUUAUUUAUUAUUCAUUAUUAUUUAUUAUUUAUUCAUUAUUUAUCAGAGCAAAAACUUUGGCUGUUAGCAUUCACAGUUGCAGCCCACCAGGACAAAGUCAGGAAAUUUUCAAGAGUAGUGUCGUGUUUGAAAGGGGCCUAUCUCAUGUCCCUUUUUACACAUGAGCAUCUGACAGUAUCUGGACAGUCAUGGAAGGGCAUUCAGGUCCCGAGUUCUCUGCUGGUUGGAGCAUGCUCAAAAAAAAGAGUUAUUGUUGUAAUAUAAUAACUGCAAUAUUGGCUGUGUGAGGGCCUGAUGCUGAUAUGAUGCAGCUAACAUCUAGCUGUAAUAGUUACUGUGUCUUGGUUAACAUUAUUUCGACAUUACAAAUGUAACUAGAAAUGUAAUUAAGUGGAACAGUUUGGAGUUUCAAACAGCAGAGCGAAUGAAGUCAUCAACCCACCCACUCACAGUGAAUGUUCCACACUACCUUACUCAACUGCCACAUUCACACAUGGACUCAACUUCUUCUUUCCACUUUUGAGGGGGCUGGAAGGAAAAUUCUACUUAGAGUUGACAUAACUCACUCAUCUAUUCAUUUAUACAUGUGUCCUGGACAAAGUCGGAACAUGUCAGGAGUGCUGUAAAAGGGGCUUCACUGUAUCUAUAUGAUAUCUUUACUUAAAUUGAGAGUCUUCCCCUCUGAAUCUGUUGCUCUCACAACAGGGACCCCAGUUAUUUAAUCGACCUAAAUUGCUCUUGGGCGUAAAAACCUGCCCUCAUUACUGAAAUUUGACCAAUAAGCCAUCUUACUUGGUAUCUCCUCCUUUCUCCCCUCUUAUCUCAUUAUCUUGGAAAGCAGCCUGAGCAGCCAUCACCCCCACCAGGCACAAACCGAUGCAUGAUAAAAUCUGGGGUCUGGACAGUUAUCACUCUGCAGGUGAAGUGUGAACAGCUUUCCUCCCUCGUAAAGUGCAACACGCAUGACUAAAGAUGUAUGGGUCUCAUUUUUGUGCAUUCUCCUCGCUGUCUUUGAAGCACUUGUGCAGGAGAAGGAGGCUGCUGAUUGAAGUGAAAACAAGGAUGCAGAGAAGAGCGGGCAGUCAUGUUUUUAGUACCUUCUUUUUCAUGCAUGAUAAUAUUUUGACAUCUUCGAUUCUCUGAUCGCUAUAACUUUCCUAAAACAACCCCCUCUUAGAAGAAUAUAAAGUCUGAGACUGCUCCAGAUGUGUCCAGCUGGAGUGGAGAAUCGAUGUCUUGUAUUACUUCUUUUGAUCUUCCUUGGCUCAGGAGGUUUAACAUUUUAAUUAAAAGUUCCUGAAGAGUUCUCCUUUUCCUCUUUUGCCCUGCGUCUCGCCCCUGACAGAUGAAGGUGUGCAGUCGUUUUCAUGCGCUCAUGUUUGGCUCAACACCGGUGGGCUCCAGCCUCUCUGCCAUGUUUUGGAAAGAGCCCUCAGGAUAAAUAGAGUUCCUGGUCUUGUGUGCUAUGUGAAAGGUUAUGUUAUCUUUAUUGGCUUGACAAACGCCAUCGGUCUUCUGUAAACACAAUAUAGAUGUCUGCGCGAGGCAGCGUUUGAACAAAUUUGACAUCAGGUCCACAGCUAUCCCUCUCUCUUUCACUCUCACACAAACACAUGUAUAUCUCCUCAUAUAAACACGCACUACACAACGCAGUAGCUCUUCAGGUUGCACUGGGCUGACCUCCAUAUGCAUCUCUUUUUCCAGCAAGAGAUAUUUGAUUUAUGAACCGCUUUGGUUCAAGCAGAUUUAAACGCAACAAUGCAUCAAGCAGAGUUUUAUUUGACCCUUGCAAGUCCUCACUCAAACCAUAUGUCUUCAGCUGGCAUUUGUAGCACAUUGUUAGCCUUAUCCAAACACAGCUAAGAGUGUCUGUCUGUGACUUUGUAGCCGGCCACAGAGGAAUCCUUCCCUGACUCUGAGUAGCAGCUCUGACUACAUGUUUAUACUCCUCUGCUGACCUCGUGACCCAGAGGUCGAGAUGCUCACUAAAGCAAGCAGCAGGUCAUGGACACAUUUGGACACACUCUGUCUGGCAUUAGCGUGUCUGUGUGGGUGUGUAAGAGGUACGCUCAACAUGUUUGUGUGAAGAAAGGAAGUUCAGUAGAUAAAUGUGAGGUGAAGUUAAAGAGGGAACCAUCAGUUCAUCCUCUUUGUCGUCACUUUCUUUAUAAGAGUCCAAGACUGUGCAUUUUUUAAUCAGCUGUUUGAAUAAAAGUUGAAAUUAGACUUGGAAAUGUUCUGAACAGGGAGUCAUACCAAUGGGGUCAAAGGUGAAACGUUCCACCUUGUUUCAAGUUAAACUAAUCAGUGUUCUCAGACCAUCAUCAAUGUUGCCCUACUUUGAAAUUCAAAAGAAGCUUUUAACUCCGUAAUUAAAUGUUUUUCCUCAUGGCUUUAUUUAAGCAACUGUCUUCUUUCACUUUGUUUCAACAGACGACUGAGUCACAAGUUUGAAAAUUCUGUUCAUGUUAGGGAUGCAAUGAUGUAUCGUCUGAACAUCGCUACAGACAUUAGCUCAUCAGGUUAUGAUGCCCCACGCACCAACGUCAGUAGCUGAUGUUUAUCUGUUGUGUCCCAUCAAUUUGAUGUUGGCAAUUUAACCCAACUGCUGAUUCAGCAAAGGUUUUAUUUUAACCAGGCAGAAGAAAAGUGGUGGACAAACUGAUUUGUUUUUAUGAUCAAAUGUGGAUGAAAAUGUUUCAGUGUGGGACAAGCAGCAACCUCUUAGGGAAGUCAAUGUAGGAUUGUAGCUCUUAAAGGGUCAACUUGAGGUUAGCUACAAAAGCUAAGGAGUCCUCAGUAUGUUUCACGUUAAAAUGUGCAUUUAUACAGCAAAAUUAACACUGUAUAAGGAAAUGGAGACACUUUUAAAGGAUUUUAAAUAAAAAGUUUAUAGUAUCUCAAUGUAUGUGGUAUAAAAACCACAUACAUUGAGAUGGCAGAAAAAUGUGGGUUGGUUAAAUACAAAUGUACAUAAUCAGGGACACCACAGAGUCGACUCAGCACCACUUUUUCCCUCCGUCUGGGUUAAUCAAAAGCUAGAGUGAAUCAGCAUUUUCAAUAUGGUGUUCAUUCAGCCUCAAAAUGUAACUCCAGAAAUCAAUGAGUGCACAGAGACUGCAUUUUUUACAGUCUAUAAUAUAGAAGUAUGACACCAUCUAUGAGGAAGAGCAGCAACAUUCAUUUUGUCAGAAAUGUUUUAGAGACAUUUUAAGAGAAGAGGCUCUAAAACUCAGGUUCUAGAAUUGUCUGUUGGCUAAAUUGUUGUUAUAAACAUUGAUUUUGAUAAGUGCUCUGAGUUUCAUAAUUUGUGCAAAUCUAGUGAAAGGGUCUUUCUUACUUAAUCUUGUAAAUAGCUUUUAAUUCCUUGAUUAAUGGAAGACUAUCACUUCAUUUUACAGUGUUUAUGUGUGUUACUUGGUGGCUGGAUCGAUACAUUGACAUCCAUAUUUAUCUUUUUGAUUUUAUCCAUGGCUGUCUGCAUUUCUCUUACAUAUUGGAAAUAAACCUCUAUUUGCAUAUAAACUGUAUAAAAAAAUUCUCCCCUCUCAGAGUUCCUGGUUGCAUUAGAAAAUUUAAUAAAACUUGAGACAUGUCUCUCAUGUCUGCCAUGUUUGUUCACGCCAAAGGUUAGGGCUCUUUCUAUCUUAAUAUGGUUCUAAUUUACUACUGUGAUAGCUUGUGUUGGUGACUAAAUAUGUUUUUAGGAAAAGAUGUUUUGUGACUGAGUCAUGGCCUUAAUAUGAUGUGUAAUUCUGUCUGUCCACAGCACUGUGCGCACAUGGGAUCUGCAGUCUGAGAAGAAACACAAGUCUGUGUUCAAACCGCGCUCCUUCCAGGGGAAGAAGGUCAUCCCCACGUGCUGCACAUACAGUCGUGAUGGGAAGCUCAUAGCAGCCGGCUGCCAGGAUGGCACCAUCCAGAUCUGGGACAGAAACCUCAGCGUGAGUCUUAAAUCGCACACAUACCAACCAUAACACUGCGCAGCGGGUUGUAAACAUGGGAUGUCUGUUUUGUUAUGGCCACGUCUGCGGAGUCAUGAGCCCCGGGGUCAUACGGUCACAGGGCAGAGAGGUCAGAGUUCAAAAAUUCAGAAACACUGACCAGAAUUUGACGCUCCUCUCUUUCAAAUACAUUUGUCCAAACUGAGGUGAUGACUCUAUGAUCACUCGGUACAUGCCAGUUAGCUUGAGCCAAAGUUUCAUUGGAGUUCUGCAGAAAGAGACUGAAGCCAUUUAUAGGCUCUGGAAGGCUUCACUCAGGGAUAGCAGUGCUCUGGACUAACUGCUAACAUCAGGGUCCACCAUACUAUGAUACAAUAGCAAUGCUAACGUCAUCAAAUGGUUCAAGCUUGCAUUUCACAUGAAGUGUUGCCAUAAUAAUGCAUUGUAUUGUCCCUGUAGGGAGAUUUGUCUUAGGUUCUUGUGUUGCGUGUGUUUAGAUGCCUAUUUUGUAAUAUUAAUAAAUAAAAAAUAACAAAAAACUGUUUACAUGAAGCUCAUGGAGCACAAAGUGACAAGCAAAACCAACCCCAAAAAAGAUAAGAACACCAUGGACCUACUUCACAGUCCCUACAGCCUCAAGAAACCUGAUUUAAAACACAUGCGGUUACAUCUCUAUUUUGGUUUACAGGCUGCUGUGGAAGCAAAUCAUCAAUCACAGUUAGCCAUGCCCUUGAGCGUACCCAUCUCUAUUGUCUGUGUUUCUCUAAAUGGGACCACACUUUUCAAAAGAAACAUAAAUCUGCUUUGAAGAAAACAUCAGAUUAGCGAUUGAGAAUGUGAACUGUCAGAGGAAUUACUGAGCGAGGUAAAUCAAGUAAGAGUCCGAAUAGUUUUCUUUAGUCAUUCCAUAUUUUCCCACUCAGUCUUACACCAAGUUGAGUGGACCCCUGCUGGUUGUUAGAGGUGUCCACAGCGGGACAUGUUGGUUCAGCUAAUGCUGACAGGACCGCCAUGAGCUUUCCAAGUAUUUGCAUGUAAAUUCUAAUUUUACAGUGGCGCUACAUGGCACGGCAUCAAAGUGAUCAGAAAGUUGUUGGAAUACCACACCGAGGACAAGGUGGUGAUCUGUCCUUUAGAAGGACAAUGCAGACCGAGAGCCCCCCCUCCUCCCUCCAAGCGCUGCUCAAAAUAGCUCAUUAUGUAACAUUACGAAUUAAACGAUGUGUGAUGACGGAGGAGAGUUACCUGAAAGUUAUCGAGAGGCCAAAGUCCGAUCACCCUCUUUACAUUUUCCACUAUUAGUUAAUUAGGUAAUCAGGUGAUGAAAGUGUUUACUCCAUUUUUUAAGAUUCACAUUGCUGAGGUAAUUGUUGAUUUUGGCAGCUCAGAGGCAUCGCUCUACUUGCUCUUGCGCACUCUUACUCGGCUGUCUUCGUUUGAGGUAUUUGACAAAUUGUCGCUGUGGAUAGAAACUGCUUCCAUUCAGUGUCUGGAGAAUUCAUCUCCUCCAUCUUGCAUCCAGCGCCUGUCUCUCCUCUUGCUGUCAUAAUAAUAAGGCAUUACUCGCUGUGCGUUUUCUUUUAGUCAGCAACACUGCGAGUCUGGCAGCUUUCUCUGCACUUGCUCGCUCACACACAUCGCAAAACAGAUGGGAAGAGGGAAAAAAGGAAGGUGAGAGGUGCAGCUUUUGAGAGCAGCAGCGCUCAUAAUUCAGUUCUUGGAGAGAGGACCUAUGUCAGGCAUUAUUCCAGUUUGGUUUCAUCUUACUUUGAGUUGAACUCUUGCAAACAUACCUUCAAAAGUUUCUUUUUUAAACCGUUACAAUAUGCUCAGAUCACACAUUUGGCAGUCCCAAAACAUUAGACACUUGCAUUUUAAAAUCUGUAAUAAAACUGAUGAAGGGCUGCACACUUAUGUUGUUCAAGUGUAGGGGUGGGAGAAAGAACCGAUACAACAUGGUAUUGCGAUAUUUUGUCUGGUGAUAUAUCUUAUCGUCUCAUUUACCAAGUAUCGAUUUUUUUCAAAUUAAUUGUUAAUAUGAAGUCGAAUCUAUGAUCAUGGAAAAAUAAAAUCAACUGUUUGGUCAGUGAAGUUGGCAGAGGUGACAUGAUGGAGCAGGAGAAAGAGUGUGCAAUAAAUAUAUCAGCACCUGGGGAGGGACGUUAGGAAAGCAAGCAGGACACAAAGAGAUGGACGUGACACAUAAGAUUUGCAAGAUGUGCUACAUGAAAAUACAAUACAGUGUAAAUAAGACAACAGUUGAAAAACAGUUGAAAAUUUGUAUAAAUUGCAAUAUAUUGUAUCGCAAUACUCACUGUUUUGCAAAAUGUAAAAAAUCGCAAUAAUAUCGUAUCGUGGCUCAAGUACCGUGAUAGUAUCGUAUCGUGGCGUCACUGGUAAGUACUACCCCUAUUCAAGUGUUCCCACUCCAUGACUUGCAAGUUGUUUUUCUGCCCUCAAUGUUUUGCAGUAUUUCUACUCUAUUUACUUCGUCCCACUUUUCAUCUGUCCAACUCCAUGUGUGGACAAGGUUGAACGCUUCUGUUAUUUCAUACGGUGGCUGUAACGGUGGCAAUCAAGCUGUAGUUAGUGAGUUGGAACAGCUUGAUUGGUCUAAGGGGCUUAUCCAGAUUACUCAAAUAGGAAUUAGGCUAUAGGAUAAUCACUACACGACCAACUUUGUAAACACAGACAAAAAAAUGUACUGUAAAUAGAUGGAGGUUUUGUUUUCUUUGUUUAGACGUUUUGCAUUGUCAGAGCCUUUCGAACAGAGUCCAUCUCUUCCACUCGGCCGUCAUCGUCCCUUGCACCUCACAGAGCAGCAGGCUUGAAGUGAUUAGGUUAAAGCUCUUGAAAUUUAUUACCCCCUCUUUCACCAAACUAAAUAUUUACCCUGCAUCACAUAGCAGCUUACAAUAGUCAUGUCUGUUGCCUGACCACUGGAGCCUGUCCUGUCUGACUGGCUCAAGAAUUUUGUCAGUGCCCUCUGCCCUAAUCAUCAACCUGUGCUGCUGACUCGAGUCCAGCCAUGAGCCUAAAAAGGAGUCGACCCACCGAUGCUUUUAUUGCUUCUCCCUCCCCUGUUUAAAGGAGGCCUUUAUCUCCCGUUGUAUUGCCUCUAUUACUCAUGGCCAGAAUAUGCAAGCUGAUCAAUCAUGAUCAAUCACGUAUAUGACCUUGAUCUGGAGCUCAGCCUGAAGAGAAGCUAUUGAGGUUGACACAUAGCGCUCUUGAACCCUGACACGAGCUGAUUGAUCCUACGCUGGGAGUCAAGGGGGUCUCCUCCAAUGGACUGUCGUAGAGAGUGAUUGCACGCUCCUUCUCUGACCAGAGAGGUUGGUGCCAGAGUUACAAGGCUCCUUUUAAAUAGCUGCCAGGUAGUUUGCACUCUGUGAGAGUUUGUGCACUAGGGAGUUCAGGUCUUUGCUCAAAAACAUGACCACAGAGACCCGGGGAAUGUUAUGAUGUCAUUGGUGGACGUAGAUGUUUCCAGACAUCAAAGUGAGACCCUAAAACAGGUGAUUGUUUUCAUAAAGCCCACUGUUUGGGAUUGUUAUCAUGAGAUGAUGAAACUGGCAAACUUCCUCUUGGUUUCUGCAUCUGCUGGUGGUGCUACUCAAAAGCUUUUAUUCAUCUGUAAUUCUUUAUGAUUCUUGUAUUCAGACAAUCUCGCUCUUUGAAAAUGGCUGAAGAUUCAUACAAGCCCAGAAGGACCCUUAACACAAUGGUAGUCUGCACAGUAUCACCAUAAAGUAGUCCCUUGGUGGGCCGUAAAAGAUGAAGCUGUGGAAGUUAAGAACAGACAAUCAAAGACGAACUUCUUAAACUCCAAUAAAACUGUUGACUGAACCUUCAAUGAUUUUACUACCUGUUAGAGUUUCUACUCAGCCCUCUUAAUGGACAGGUCAUCAUACAAGUGUUUGACAUGCUACCAAAUAAACCACAGUCGGGCUACCUGACCACUGUCGUCUUAAUAUAACUUUCAAUAUAGUGCUUUUUUUUAUUAUUGAGGCUGCCUCCGAAAAAGUUUGCAGUUUAAAUUAAAAGUGAAAAAGAUCCCAAACUUACAUAUGAUUUUUCAAAUUCUCUCUGGCCACAUUAAAGUGCAACAGCUCAGAAGGAUUUUCAUUUCAGAAACAAAUACCAAAAAGACCCCUCAGUGUCCUCCUAACACAUGAACAAUAGACUUCCUGAAUAAAAUUGUCAACAACACAGUCUUAAAUCAGAAUCAGAAUUACUUUAUUGAUCCCAAACUUGGAAAUUAAAAGGAAAUAACAGAAAUUAUUAAAAAUCAGCAUAAUUAUUUUAAAGGUAAUUUGCAGGCUCGGGAAGAGGGGGCUGUGAGUCGAGCUGCAGCUAUAGACGCUUAGCCUGUGUUUUAGUCAAAGUAAUCCUAACAAAUGGACAACAAAUAAGAAUAGAGUAAGUAAUUAUGUAAAUACACUUGAUACACCACUUAAAACACUGUUUUCAAUGUACACAUUUAGACUUUGAAUGGUGGCAGCUCAGCUCACAGUCCCCAGUUGUUUAUCCCGUUUUAUAAUUUUUUUUUGAAAUAGUGACAAAGAGCUGUUUGGUUGAGACAUGCAUCUCUUGAGGUACUUAUGCAAUAGUUUGGUGAAGGCCUACUUUUUAUCACAUUAAUGCACAGACUUAGAGAAAACACACAGACUCCUACUUUUUCCACUUUGCAGCCUUACAAAAGCGAAAUGUGGCUGCUUUGAUGAGACGCUCUGUCAGAUUAUGUGGACUGGCUUCGGUGUACUCCUCUCACACACACGCACACGGCUUCACCAUCACCACUUGUUGAUUUCCAUGAAAGAUCAGAGCAGCUGUUAAGCACUGUGGUUUGGCUACUCGAUCCUCAGAAAGUAACCGCGGUCAGAGUGAGAUGUUACACCAGACUUCAUAGAGGCAUCAGUACGUCUUUCAGGUGUGUGGUUGUAAAAGUAUGGCGGCAGGGGGGGAAGGCAGAGCCUGGCAGUAUUUCUACAGUGAUAGUCAGAUCGCGUGGUUAGGAACAGUUGGCGCUGCGGUAGAUUGUUAUCAUAGUCUACUGAGGAUGAAACCCUAUCCUGUGUUCCUUCAGCUAUUUAUCAACUCCUGCUGCUAAUGGAUGUAUAAGUGUGCAUAUGGAAGUGUACAAAUGCAGGCACUUUUCCAAAAUCCUAUAGAGAUGGCAUACUUAUUUCUAUUUACACCCUUAAAAGAUUGCUGAAUAAGACAGUUGCAGUUUAGCCGGACGCUCGCUCAGGCCGGAGAGAAGGGCACAGGUUACAGAGGAUGUCACAAGGCAAGAGUGAAGUUACAAACAACAUAUGAGAAUCCAGUUUCACAAACCGGCUGUGUAGAUUAUCACAGGAAGCAAACACCAUGGCAUCUACCAAUGCCAGCCAACAUCAGGAUAGUAAAUAAACACUCAAGCUCUCUCAACCGCAGUAAAUGAUCUAGAAAUAGCUGGCAUAGAUGUAUGUUUGCAAUACGCGGCUAAAAUAACCACCGGCUACCUAUAAAAGGAACUACUUUUCUGACUGUUAAAGAUAAUUACUCAUGUUUGAAUGAGAUUGAUUGUUUCCUGCUUUGUAAUUAUAAGGCUUGAGUCUUUUUUACCUGACCCAUUUAUCGUCCUCAUCUCUGUUUACCUUUCUAUAAUUUCUCCCAGAGUUGGACAAGAGUUGUCUUUCCUCUUUGCACCUGUUAGGGAUAAGCAAACCUCUUUUGGGUAUGAAAAUGAACACGCAGAAACAUUUCUUUUCCGUGCUUAUUAAAGACAGUAAAACACAAACAAUGCAACAGUAAAGGGGGUAAAACACAGCAUGUGCCAGCAGCAGAUGGUGUUAAUUUUAGAAAGAAAGACGUCACAUGUGGAACGAUUCAUCACAAGCCGAACAAGAUCUCAUAACUGCUUUCCCAAGCUGACCUGAGAAAACCUGUGGCCAAGUGAGAGACAAUAAUUAGAUGGUUGUGAUUUAGAAAAACAUAAAAAUCCAAUCUCCACAAUCUUAUUUGGAGUUACAGAGCGGAUUUCACCACACUCCUCUCAUGUACAUUUACAGUAUUUUCACAUUUUUAAGGGUGAUGUGUCUUCCUCUGCAGCUCUGUGUGUCUCACGCAGCGCCGUUAUUCCCCCCGCAAAGUUCAGAAACUGACAAGAACUAUCCCUGGGAUAAACCUCCCUGGGAUUUUUACAACGUGCUGCAACUAACAGUUUACAAAACAAGACAACUGUGAAAAACUAGCUUAUGAACAGACCCCUUUCUUGACCAAACACAACAGAUCUAUGUUUGUUACACAGUUACACAUGAGUACAUUCAAUGCACACAUAACGGCUAAUGCGCAGCUGUGUUGACAGCUCUAUUGAAAUGGGGCCUCUGAAUUCCUUUCUUUUAGUUGUUUUGUUUAAAUAAAAUAGUCAAUUCUCAAAGCUUAGUCAUCCUUAAGUUGGAGUUUUAUGUGUUUGACUGCGUUUAAGCAUCACAUAUGAAACUUUGGGUGCCGUCCAGUGGUUCACAGAUAACCUGUGGCCAAGCUGUAAUAUAUGAAAAUGUAGUUAAAUUAAAUGGACUUCAUGGCUUUCUUAUUUCUCAUGUCAAUUUUUAGGCAGCACCUCAAAAGAACAGACAGAUAAAAUAAAGAUAAAAAACGAGGUGAAUGGAUUAAAGUCAAAGGUAGUAAAAGAGGAAAAUGACGAUGGAAAGCAGAAAUUUACCCCCGCAGAGACUAAAGCGGCUAAUCGGCCAAGAGCUGAGGAAGUGGAAUCCAUGUUAUCUACAGUUCAAGGUAACAGUGUUAUCUGUCUCGUCCAAGUUAAUAACUUCCCUCCAUUCACUUUUGAGGUCAAUGGUGGCCUCAUUUCCUUUUAGAACUAUAAGGACACAUCAGUCAUUCACCUCGUGCUCUGCUUUAUCCAGACCUGUGCUUCUUUUUUCUCGCCAGUGUUUCUCUAUCUUAUCUGUCCUCCACACUCUGUGCUCACUUCAAAUUCCUUAUCCGGCUCUCCGAGUCAAAAGGUGCGAUUGCAGCAAUUCUCUUUUCACUGAUUUAUUUGCAUUCCGUUGAGAAUUAAUGAAAACGUAGCUGUAUAAACCGAGGUUAUGUUUGUUUGAGUGUUAGCAUGCCAACUGCUCAGACGGUUGCUUCACCGUUUUCUUUUAAUGAUCGAUCGCGGUAACCUGGCUGAGCUCAGGCACUGAGAGAUUUAUGCGGGGGAAGCAGAGACUCAAUGUGGACUACAAAGCAUCGCAUUAAGUCCAGAAAGACUUUGAUUAUAGAUCUCAAAUCAAUUAACAACAAUAUCAAUAACUAGGGGUGGGAAAAAAAUCAAUACAGCAUAGAAUCCCGAUAUUUUGUCUGGUGAUAAAUUGUAUCGUCUCAUUUACCAAGUAUCUAUUUUUCAAAUUAAUUGUUUAUAUGAAGUCAAAUCUAUGAUAAUGGAAAAAUAAAAUCAACUGUUUGUCCAGUGAGGUUGGCAGAGGUGACAUGAUAGAGCAGGAGAAAGUUAGUGCAACAAAUAUAUAUAUAAAAGGUUUGCAAGAUGUGCUACAUGAAAAUAAAAUACUGUGUAAAUAAGACAAACAUAAAGGAAAGACAAAUGAUAAAUUAGCUCAAUAGUUAAAAAACUGCAUAGAUCGCAAUAUAUGGUAUCGCAAUACUUACUGUAUUGCAAAAUGUUAAAAAUCGCAAUAAUAUCGGAUCGUGGUCUAAGUACCGUGAUAAUAUCGUAUCCAGGGGCUACUGGUGAUUUUCACCCCUAUAAAUAACUGAUGCUAAUUUUGAUGUGAAGUUUAAAUACUUGAUUUAAUGUGUCUGGACUUUGGAUGCCACCAAAACCCAGUCUUAGAUAACUACAGGACCUCAGUUAAGGGGCCUACAAGUUUGGUUCUGUUGGCGUCUUCAGGUUGGGACCUCAAGAAGACAGUGGGUUAGUUUGGAACUCCAUGCAAAGCAGUUCAUCCUCCAGAUGAGGAGUUUUUUUUACCACAUGAGAAGGAAUGCAAGUAUCUCUGCUGCAGUGUCAGCAGUAGUGUCAGGCAGUGAUACAGGCACAGUCGUGGUAAGAGGGGAGCUGAGGGAGGCAAGGCUUCAGAUUAUAUUCUAACCUUCACCUUUUGGGUAGUGAGUGAAAGAAUGAGGUAGAGGCUACAAGCUGCAAAAAUUAGUGCUCUGCAAAAGAUGGCAGGGUUUAGCCUUAGAGAUAAGGCCAAGAGCAUCUGACUGGAUCUGGAGAAGCAGAAGGAAAUAGCUGGAUGUAGAAGAGUUAUAAGGUCCAGAUAAAGGGCAAGCAAUACAGAAAAUACAAAUGCAGAAUUAGACUAAAUAAUUUAAAAUACAUCAUCACAAUAUAUGAGGUGGAUGCUACAGGGAGGCAACUUUUUCACUGUCUCCAGAGCUGAGAUUGAGCAACAAGCUGGAAUUAAAACUUAUAAAAAAAGUUACUUUAAGUUGCAUUUUUAAAUGUUAAGUUUGUAUCAGGAGCUUAUUGUUGAAUUUGAAAGUCAUUGUAUUGGUUUAAAGGUUCUCCACCUUUUUGUCCAUAUUUAUAGCGUGCUUUCAGAAAGCUUUUCUUUUCACUGUUCCUUUGUGUGUACGUGUGAGAAAGAUAGAGAAGGGGGAGUUGUAGAGUUGGGUUAUUUCCAGCCCAGAGCUGCAGACCUUGGCGCACACACACACUCUGUACAACAGUAGUACACCACUUGCUUUGAGUUAGCAAAGAGAAAGUACAUUGAGUGGCAGGCCAUCUUGGAAACAGCUGUUUAAAAGAGAAUCUUAAAUGCUUCUGUUUGCAGCACAGGGAUCUAUCUGCAGUGGCUGGGAUUAAUUAGGAGUUCUCUGGGUGAAUUUUAUGGUAAUUUCUCAUGGUUUUCAAAAUAUCCCCUUAUAGCCAUCAAUGUUUCUCCUCCUCCAACAGUUCAAACCAACUUCUUACACCACAGACUACAAAGAUGAGAUUCCAUUCGCUUUCCUCUCACCUCAAUGCGGUGACCUUUGACAGAAAUGCCACUCAGCCUUCUUGGUUUUCAGAGGAACAUGUUAAUCAUCACAGCCAAACUGAGUAAGGUCACAUUCUCAUAUACAGCAACAUGCCAGAGAAAUAGUUACGAGGGCAGAAUUAUACACAUGAUUGGACUGGAGAGGAGUUUGUUCUCAACUUUAUUUAAACCCCACAACACUGCUUGCUGUUUUCUUUUACGAUCCAAAACCCAAAGUAGAAACCUUAUCACUCAGAAGAGAAGACAAUGACAAACAACAAAGCUGGAGAAAACAGAGGGAGGGAGGGUUUGAUGUUUUUUGUAAUCGAUCUGCUUCCAGAAAAAAUCAUGACGCAAAAAGAAGUCCAUCUGGAUGAAUUAUUGUUUCGUUGUAAGUCUCCAAAUGCAGCAGUGGAUUUGUAAAUAUAUCAAAUAAAACUUACUGUGUUGAUCUUGAAACAAAAAAGUGCAAUCAAACUGAUCGACUACCACUGGUCGAGGCCUGUCCUUGAUGGCAGUCAUACUGGAGUCACUGGUGUGUCAUUUGUGAAAGUUUAAGCUUGUAGCCCUGUAUUACUCCCAUCUCACUGAUCUAAUUUUUCCUGCAUCUGCUGCCAAUCAAAGCCAGCAUUCGUUUUCUGCUCCUGGUAUUAAUUUGUAAAGCCCAACAUGAUCUAGCACCUUUGCAAAAGGAGAUCCCUCAAGUCUGACCGGGGUCUACUUGUUGUACGUUAUGCUGAAGUAAAAAAAAAAAAAAGGCGAUCAUGGCUGUGACACUGUACACUUAGGCUCUCUAGGAGAACUGUGGAGUGUUGGCAGCAACAAACACUUCAGGUGCUCAGGUGGAGAGAAGAACAGACUUCCCAACUGUGCAACUCCAACAGAAAUGCUGAGAUUCUGAAUGUAGAUAAUAUCACCAGUAAUAACCAUGAGCUUAAGAAGCACUUGCCAUUAAACAUAAUUUUUGCAGUCAACUAAAAGCAACACAUCAUGGCCUGAUCUGAAGAAAUUCAAGAACAGAUGAGAAACUAAGUAGUUGAUAUCUAUCAAUAUGGACAGGGCUACAAAAUGGUUUCUAAGGCUUUGGAACUCCAGCAAACCACUUUGAGAUUCAUUAUCCACACAUGGCGAAAACAUGGAACAGUGGUGAACCUUCCCAUUUAUUGAUAAGACAGCUGGAGAGGGACAGGAAGUGUGGGGAAGACAUGCAGCAAAAGGGUCCCAACCAGGGGUCAAAGCAGUGACCACUGCAAAGAUUACUACAACCUCCACACAUGGGGCGGGCGCUCAAACUGCUGAGUCUACGACUGACCCUACACUAACACUACUGCCAAGACUCACAUCACCAAAUAGGCUUCCAGUUUAUCUUUUGUUUUAUUUCUAUGUCUUUGCUGUUAAUAAAAAAACAAAACAAAACUAAAAAAAACUUAAUUUAAACACCUCACCAUGACACCUUAGAGCCACUGCUGUCUCCUAACCUUUUGCACAUGUGCUGUAAGAAGCCAAAUUUUCCUGAUAUUGUUUUAGUGUGGUUCAAAGUUUGAUAAAAAAUGGUUGUUGCAACUGGCUGACACUUCUGUCAUAAUACUUGUUUAAGUAAGAUAAUGUUAAGGAGUCAAAAGGGCCAUAAUAGCCCGGGGCUCAGAGAAAAGACCGUCUGAUGUAGGUUAGUGUCUGGUAGUCUGUUCCCUGUAGGAAUGUCAUAAUACUACUUAAGGUAAGGGCAAGGGAAAAAUCAGAAUACUAUCUGCCACACAGGCAGCUCGGCCUGCCAAGGUAAAUCUCUGUGGUCUGGAGUCGCGCUGAGGAGUGAAGUGGGUACAGUGCGUAAAGCUGGUGACAUUUCAUAAGUUGUGGUGGGCUUCAAAGUGGAAUAUAUUUUAUGGUGUUCACGGAGGAAAUCGAAACCGUGUGUUGUUUUGAAAGCACUGAAUGAAAAGGUCCUUUUGUAGCUGCUGUGCGCACCUGAAACCUUCAACGCUGAAGAAAACGGUUGUUAGGAGAAAACCAUGAUGAAUAUGAUUUAAAAAUAUAGAUUAUUGUGCAAUAUUGGGGCAGAAAAUAGAUCGUCAGAGCACUGCUUGUUUAGAGCUUUUUGUAAUCAUUGAUCAGCUACAACUUUACUCUUUAAACAGGUGAAUAUCAGGUUGUUGUCUCUAAGAGGUUCUGAGCAUUGUUACACAUCACUACUAAAGAGUGAGACACUGUCUGUUCAAGUCUUUUGCUUUAUACAUUGUUUUUACUUUUACUUCUUAGGUUCACACAAAGUUUCACUGCAAGCAAGCACAUGCUGUGGGAUCAGACACCUCCUGCCUUGCCUUUUCCUAUGACAGCAUGACCCUCGCUUCCCGUGGAGGUAAGAAAAACAGCUCAGCUGCUUCAUCCAUCCAUCCUCCUGCUGUGAGAAUAUCAAACUCUCUAGGGAAAGUAAAUGGCUGUUACACUGAGAUUACUUUUUGUAUUUAACCGUAGGAGAUUUAUCCGUUGUGUCCUUUGUUUUUUCUAGGUGACGACACCCUGAAGACGUGGGAUAUUCGUAAUUUCAGGAAGCCUGUAAAUGUAGCCACUGGCCUUACCAACUAUUUUACAAUGUAAGAGAAGUACUGUUAUUUAAAUUGUACUCUGGCUUAGUUCUGUAAAUCAACUGUGAAUCCUAAUGAUACUGUAUGUCUGUAAUUUUCUCUGUUAGGACUGAUUGCUGCUUCAGUCCAGAUGACAAGCUCCUUGUAACGGGGACGUCAGUAAGGAAAGAAGAGGGGAAAGGAAAGUUGGUUUUCUUCGACCGAGCUUCCUUUCAGAGGGUUUACGAAAUAGAAGUCACCGACGCUGUAAGUCCUGCCUCGCUCUCCACAACCACAACAGCUUUUUCUGCAAGAUGUUUUUCAGCUGGAUGAUAUGCUAUGAAAGCUACAAACCAAAACGAUGCACAGUGGAAAAGGGGAAAAAAAAGGGAGUCCACCAUGAAACAAUAAAAACGUAAUAAAAACAAUAUGCAUUUCCUUCACGCUCUAAGUUGAUUGGCCACAAACUAAACUGCAGCCUUUUAAUGUUUGUAUUUGGUUAAGACAGCAGCAGUUUAAAGCCUCAUUAUGACAGCUGAACAGAGACUCAUUUAGAGUUCCACUUAACCCAACAGAGGAUUAUUUCCAUGGAUGAGAACUUAAGUCCAUUUAUUUGAGCGUGUAUUUAUUAAAGCUGAUGGACUUUGAACUUUGAACAGUAAGCUAGAUUUAAAAAAAGAUCCAGCUGUAAAUAUGUCAAAGAGGGUGUUUGGGAGAGAGGAAUACAUCUCUGCCAGCAGCUAUCUUGCUAGUUUUGGCGAGUGGUGAGGUUACAGUUGUGUGAUUUACGCACAAAUUAUGCUCAGGUUGUUAGGGACAUAGGCAGUUAAACUAUUUGAUUGUAUUAAAAUGAACAGACGGGAUAUUUUCCUAUCCUGGCAGUGCAUUUCAUCAACUGAUGGUUAUCUGUAUUUUCAUGUUUUUUUCAACAAAUAUAACAAAAAAAUCCCAAGUGUCAGCAGUAUUAAUGAUUAAUUCCACGCUCGGUUUUGGUAGAUUCACAGCUGCAUGUAACGCUCCAGCCAACCGUAAAUCUUCCUCCUCCUGCUAGUUCACAGUCACCUUUGAAGCUGAAGUUACGUGUUUCCUCUCAUUCUAUUAAAAUCAUCAGAGGAGCGUUUUCCUGUUGCCUUUGUCGAGCAAACUUCACAGCCUUAGAGAAACAAGGUUUUCUCUAGGCCACUGUAUUAAUUAGUAAAUGUGACGUGUGUAGCAUUUGGGUGAAAAUGAAAAUUAAGGUGCUCCACUGCACGGUGUAAAUGUUUGUUGGCAUGUUAAAGACAAGGGACAACUGUCAUGUUUCCUUUUGCACCAUGCAAAACUAACACAAAAAAAAAAAAGCAAUGCAUAUCCUGAAAUAUGACUUUUGCAUGACCAUCAUUGGGGGUAAGCAACAGGGUUAUCUUUAGGCACACUCGCUUUGCAAACUUGAGCAAUGGAAGUGUGCCUGAAGACAACCCCCCUGGCUUCCUCACAAAAGAGUUUUGUCUAUGUAUUCAAAUAUCCCAGUCGUCUUGCAUUGACUUGAUCUUUUUCCCUUCAAAACUGUCAAUCUGGAGCUAAUUGUUGUAUAUCAGCAGAAUCCAACACUGUACAAUGGUUCCCCAUCAUUACCCAUCUGAAAAAUUAACGGUAGCCCUGUUUUUGAUGGAAGACUGAAGCUGAGAGAAAGUGGAGUAAUUUGACCUUUCCUUUCUCUUGAGUGCUUCCCACAAAGCUUUGGCAGGGCAUCUUUUGACGCUUUUAUAUGUUCUGCCUUUUACUUACUUCUAAAUUAAAUUAGCAGCAUGUUCCAUUCUCAUGCAGGAACCGCGCUGUCAACCACGUUCAAAUGCAGUACAUUAUAGUAAUCCUGCCUUCUCGGUAAUCCCUCUGGUGAGGGCAAGCAGCCAUAAGGUGCUGAAAUAAAGGGCAGAGGUGCUGUCUGCAGUUGAAAAACUCUUUUUGUGUUUCUUCCUGCUCCUCCUCUGUCUUCUCCUUUUCAACAGAUUUAUCACUGUGUAUCUACAGUCAUAACAGUGAGGGCUGACAGAGGCUAAUGGCUUCUAACUUUGUCUCUCUGACUGAGGCAUGACACUCUCACAUGGGCCACUGAGUGGACACGUACGAGAGGGGGAGAAAGAGACAAAAGCUGUGUUUGUGUGUCCGUGCAUCCCCCCGUCCUGCCAGCCAGCUGCUGUUAGUGUCGAUGGUGUGCCAAGGUUUGCAAGCUAAGUGCACACCCGCUUGCACAGUUGCACUAACUGAGGGGAGGGGAGGGUGGUUUGUGUUUUAGGCUGACCUAUUUUAACAGAAAGUCCAACUUAUAGUAAACAAAAAAGUGUACUCAUUUUUUAAAAGUUAUUCUCAAAAUGUAUAUUUUUAGAGAUAUAGAAGCUGUAACUGAAUAUAAGAGAAGUGCAGCUUCUGAGUCCACUCACUGUAUUUACAGUGAGAACUAAAUAUGCCUUGUUCAUGCAGUCAUCUGAAGUCAGAAUACAGAAUGACACAGUUAAAAUAGAAUUGACUGACUCCUGUGUUGGAUACUUAGAUGACUAAAAGCUCCAAGAAUAUCAUUUCUAACAUCGGUGCCUUUGUAUACUGCCUUCUUUCAUUCAGGAGGGACAACAGACAAACUCUGUCACUGUUUGUGCAAGUGUUUCUUAAAAUGAAAACCACUGUCUCUGCACAGCCACAGCUCAUGUCUGAUGGCUGUUGAAAAAUGACUUAAAAAACUCUCUACAAUUGAAUAUUCUGGAUUAUUUUGCAACAACAAGGUCCACAUAAAAAAUGCAUGUAAUUCACAAAUAGCGGUCAUUAUCAUGUGUCCAAUUGAAGAGCUUCCUGCAUAGUCUUUGUAAACAGAAUCAGCUGUAACGUUUCCACCGACUUCAGACUGGUGACGAUAUCGCCACAAGCAGCAUAAAAGAAAAAACCUUAGACCUGAGGUCAAAGAAUCUAUAAACAACUUCAAAACCCUCCUCCAUCUCUGCAUCACCCCGUUCUUUUCUCUCACUUUACUGAGGAGGGUAAACAUUUGGAAGUGAUUUUUCCAUUGGCCUUUCACUCAUUCCAUCAUCCACCAUUGGGAGGAACUCUGAAAGCUUCAGCUCACUUUUAGUGGAAGAAAAUGGAAGACCUCUGUUCACCCUUAGCGCUUUACACAAAUCCAUCAGAUUUCCUGCUCAAUCAAAUUCAGUGCCACAGAAAACAAUGCAGUCUAGAGAGUGGCACAGACUGCCAGUCGCCUUGGCUCUGAUUGGACAUUUUUGGGACGAUAAAGCCCUCAAAUUUUAUACGUCAGUGCUGGAAUCCCUUAAUCAUCGCCCAUUGUAAUGUGUUAUUUAGCUAUUAAAUAGAGGAGUUUUAGCUAUCUUUAUACUUACUAUACAUUAAAGUAUCAUUUUCUGAUGUGUUGAGAUAUAAUUGAAAAAAUACAUGUAAUGUGCUUUAAACGCUGUAAUUUUCCCUUAAUGUUAGUUGCCACAAAUGCUAGUUGAUUGUGUAUAGCAGAAAUGGACCAGUGUGUCUUCAUAAACAACUUGGCUAUGACAGCUGGCGAUUGUGAGCCAAAAUGGUUUUAGAAAGCAAGCUGGAAGGCUGAAUGAACUGUUUCCUGCUGUAUAUGAGGGGUGAAGGUUGGCAAGUUAAAAGUCUUUGAUCUUUUAUGAGUGACUGAUUAUUAUAAUUAUUGUUUUUUUUUUUUUACAAAAUCUGUGGAUGAAGCUGCUCUUUCUUUUCCCUGAAGUUAUCAAAGUGUCAUUUCAUUGCUCCCCUUGCUUUAGAUUAAUUCUGCCAAAGUGAAAUCAGGAGAUGCAGCAGGUCACUUGUUUCUAGCUGGCAUGCACUCGCUGAACCUGAUGAAUGUUCUAUUUACUGUGUUUACAUCAGCCGUCUGCUCCUCAGAUGGCCCCAGAAUUUAAGUGCAGUCUUCACAAAGUGGCGUGGCAGACAGACAUUGGAAGGGAGCUCCACCAAUCAUCUCUGACUCAAGUGUCUACACAACCUCAGAGCUGACUUCUGGGAUGUGCUCUGGAGUGAAAGCUGUUUCAACACACUUUGAAGCUUAGAGUAGAGCAUCAAAAGGAACGUAAGUUACGUAUGUAACUACAGUUCUAUGAAUCCUGGAUGACCACCAGAGGCAGUGCUUCAAACACUGAAUGUAUCCAUCUCACGCAUGGGUAGGUCGAGUGUUUAUACCAACAAAGUCACGUUACAGAACAUACGUAACUUUCGUUCUAUUUCAUCCUUACUGAUCGCCAGAGGCGGCGCUUCAAGCACUGGAUGACCCAUAUCAACAAAGUCACAAAUAUUUCCAACACCAACCUCAUUGAGAGGAAACUGCAGAGUCAGGCCACAGAACCACGCCCAAUGGAUGGGGAGUGGCAACAUUCACCCGAUAGAACCUGGCAAAGGUACUUGGCAAUGCCCAUAGAAUAGAGUGGAAUAGUCCUUUAUUGUCAUUGUAACAAGUACAAUGAAAUUAAAUUUAUUUUUUUAUUCAUGCACUGACCGUCUGGCACUUUUGAAUUUCUUUGUUCUUGUUACAUUGACAGUAAAGUACUAUUCUAUUCUAUUCUAUUCUAUUCUGUGAUGCUGCGUCACAGAUGUCUUCGAAGGGGCACACCAUGCAGGGUGGCCCAUGAUGUUGAGACAGCCCUAGCAGAGUUGCACCUCAUCCCUGAUAGAAUGGGGUGACCACUUCUUUUUAUAUGCACGGGUGAUGAUAUCCACAACCCAAUGAGACAAUUGCUGUUUGGAGAGAGCACAGCCUUUCCUAGGACCACAAUAGCAGAGGAAGAGCUGGUCCAACCAUCUUAUAACUGCAGUUGCGGCCACAUAGACUCUCAGAGCCUGCACAGGACACAGCAGUUUUAACCUGUCGUCCCUUUCCGUUGAGGAACAAAUUGUGCCAGGUGAAUAGGUCGGUUGAGGUUCGAUGAUGACAGAACCUUGGGAAGAAAGGUUGUGUUCGGCCACAGGGUAACCCCCAAGCCAUCUGGGUUCCACUUCAGACACGAGUCACUCAUGUCUGAAGUCACAUCACAAGGCUACUAGCAAAGAAGGAAAAUAAUAGUCUGGCUUUAGCUAGCGAGGUGACAUGCAGUUUACCCGCCAAGUGAGAAAAUGAAAAGGAACAGAUCGUCUGAUGUCACAGGAAGAUAUAGACUGACGGGGGUCAUCAGGGGUCACAUGUGACUUUGUUGGUAUAAACACUCAACCUGCCUGAAGCACUGCCUCUGGCGGUCAGUAAGGAUGAAAUAGAAGAGAAACCAGGUGACACCACGGUGAUCGUCAACACAACAAGCAUUUGCCUCAAAUUCAGUUUGAACCUGCAGUUCUUAUGCAGUUUCUUUGAAUAGCGCAUGCAGACAAACUUCAGAAAAAAAGGAAAACUGCACCAGUUUGACACUCUAGAGUUUAAAUCCUGAAUUUCAGCUGCCAAAGAAUCUUAGAUUAGCCCCAGAACACACUUCCCUCAUCUCCCCUGCAUGCACUGGAAAUUUUGUCGACUCCAAGCUAUGUUUGGCUCAACCUUCACAGGUUUCUAUUUGCCUCUGCUACACCUUCCACCUCGUGCUUCACUGCUCUGAAACAGUGAGCGGCUCCCUGUUUCACCGCUUCACAGGGAGGUCUUUUAUACAAAUCCGAGCCUUUCAUUCCCUGCAAGAACAGCCAAGCUUGAAAAGAAGACAGGAGGCCUUUACUUUGUUCUUUGUUAUGCACCAUACUUGAUACAUUUACAGGAGAUGGAAGCCAGAAGUUGCAGAAAAGCAGUUCAUACUAAUUACAGAAGUCUCAGACGGCUGCCCGCUCUGGAUCCUGAGUAGCUGAGGUGCUAAGUCAAGAGCUCCUCUUUCUGAAUCUGCUUUAAUUUUGUCGAUGUGGCCAAGUCUGUUUGAGAGAGAGCACACAUUUGGAUCCACUCACCGGCAGCUAAACAAAGACCACAGCUGUAACACUGUGUCCCAUUAGCGCUGCAUUACAACUUCGCAUUGAAAGCAUGCAUUCUGGCCAUCAGGCUGUUGUCUUACUUCCACUAAUCAGCCGCUGGUAUUUUAAUCUGGCGGGACAUAGGAAACUGCUACUGAGGGACUACCUGAUUAAAGUUUCCCUCUUCUUGAUGUGAUGUAAUUUUGUGGACAUGAAGCCUAAACAUAGGUUUCAAGAGUGUAAACAAGCUGCUCUGAAGAUCUGGAUAGCAGCCUGACUCUUGGACUGGACCGAGCUGUGCUUGGCCAGGGGUUCUCAGUGGAUCCAGCUGGUGUGGGGGCCCCUCUAACUGCUCUGUUUUGGGCUGCUUUCUGCUCUUUCUGUUUGACUUGUUUCGCUGCUGACAGAAUGAUUUGUUUGGGUCCGAAGAGAGUGUUUUAUGAACUUGGCUCGGCUGCAGUCACCUGGCUGUGUUGUCGCUCUCAUUCUGUGUUUUACUGCCUGUUUCAAAGUUGUGCAGUGUUUCGGGUGAAUUCCUCAAGCUUUGAAUGAACCUGUGGAGUGUAACUGAAUUCCUGACUGUCACCUCUGCCUUUGCUAACAUGCGAAGACUGUCUGGGUUGCUUUGACAACUCUGACACUCCAAUUUAUAACGCAUUAAAGGUUCACAGUGAAGCAGAUCCACACUCUGUGGACUCUGGUUUUUCAACAUUUGCACAUGCUGUUACUUGUUACAAGAACUGUGGUUUAAUGAAAAAAGCAUUUUUCAUAGAAGAGUUUUUACAGCAAAGACAAGAUUUCUGGGGCGCUGUUGGCUUGGCAGUUUAGGUGCAUGCCCUCUGUGCACGGUUACUGUUUCUCCUCCUGUUUUCACGCUCUCUGCUCCCCAUGUUUCCUGCUCCAGCGGUCCUGUAGAGCAAAGGCAAAAAUAUAAUGAAAAAUGUUAUAAAAAGAAUGCAAAUUUUUACAUUUGCUUGUACUAUUUCUGUGCUCUAAUGUAUGAAUGGAAUUCGGGGCUCAUGUUAAGCACAUCCUGUUAAAAGCAUUUUCCAGAUCCUUCUAUCAGUUACAGCUGGCUCAUGAUCUGGUUGAGCAGAUUAACCCUCAUCUGUCCAAUGAGCUCCACCACUGAGCUGCUGGCCUGAAAGUGGAGAUGUAGAUGAGGUUUGUGCAGACUUUUAGCACACGAGAGAAACAUUUUUUUUAGACACAAUCAAUCCAAGUAUUCAUGUUUUAUUCAAAAUUUUAUUGUGUAAUUAAAAUAUGCUUGAUCACUUCAGGUUUGACUUUGUAGAUUUUGCACCAAAACAUGAAUUUAGGAUGAUAAGCUAGCCCCGUGUGUUGCGUUUUUUUUACAAGCAUGUGUGCAAGGUUUCUUCUCUUCAUAUGUGACCGCUCUCUGGUGUGCGUGCGUGUGUGUGACUGAUGUGUGCGAUUGAGACUCCUUCCUCUGGUAUCCUGGUGGGAAGGCGAACAGCUGGGCGCUAAGCAGCUUUCACUGUCACAGAAUCUGGACGUCCCAGUCUCUGUCCUACCCACCCCCCAUCCUAUGCCCCCGCCUUGCACCCCCCUACCUCUACACAGCGCCCACUCUGCUCCACAAAAAGAAGUGCCAACUGAUUGCUGUUUACAAAAAAAAAAAAACCUGCACCAUAGACUAUGCACUGCAAAAAAUCUACAAUAACAAUGAAAUGAAAGAUAUCCUAGAAGGCUGUGAUGCUCUAAUAAUGUGAAAAGGGAGUCUGGCUCCUCACUGCAGUUCACAUAUCACAGAAUAAACACAGGGCCUUCAUCACUGUCCAACAACUGUGUGUAUUUCCAACAACUGUGUGUAUUUCCCUCUCUGCUCCUCUUUUGCUCUGCCUCUAUCUCUUACACACACACAUACACACACACACACACACCUCUGGAUAAAUGUGGUCCCAUUCGCCUGUUGGCACAGAGCCAUCUGUCACACACAGACUGAGGGAUCCAGCCCUCAUCCCAACAACCAAAUAUAGUCAACUAGAGCAGCAGAGCACACUGGGACUGAUCCCCACAGUACUACAACCAACCCAUGAUGCAUACUCACAAUACUUUCAAUAACACAAUAUGACAAGCAGAGGCAUCUUUGUAAGAGGUUCACUUCGCUGUGGGCUGAUGUUUUUUAAAGUAUGACUUCAUCCCCUCAUCUGCAUCACCUUCGGUUACUGUACUCUAAACACUGAACUGUAUUUGGUCUCUGUGUUUUUUUCAGAGUGUUGUCCGCUGCUUGUGGCAUCCAAAACUAAACCAGAUAAUGGCGGGGACUGGGAAUGGACUGGCCAAAGUGUACUAUGACCCUGUUAAAAGCCACAGGUAUCCUUUAUCAAUAUCUAUAUCACCUUUUCUACGCAGGUAUGCUUUGUUAUCUUUUAGGAAGAUGUUGACGACAGGUAGGUCAGUUUAGCACCUUUACUACAGAGCCAUGCUAAGCCAUGAAUGUGGUUUGGCGUUGUCCUGUUGAAAUGUGGGAAUGCCUCCCAGAAAAAGGCAUUUUUAGCAUAUGUUGCACCCCCAUACAAUCACAAAUACGGGCUUUUGAACUCUGAUAACAGACCAGGUGGUCUUCAAGUCCACCUCUAAGAAUAAUAGAAAAUCACAUUUUGAUCUGACCACAGGACAGUUUUCCACUGUUGCUUUAUUACUUGAUCUAGAUUUAUGGAUGUAAAAACUGACCCAUGUGGUGAUUUCCACCACAGAGCCAUGUCUGUUUUUAUACCAUUGUAGAUAAUAUAUUAUUCACAGGAGGACAUGUAUAUUUCAAAGUAACAUUUAUAUUUUACAGAAAUCCCCAAACACUGAAUUGCACAUGUAGGAACAUGAUAAUUACACAAAGAGGUUUAUAACUUAAAGGUGCAGACGAUUGUAAAAGGAUCUUUAUUUUCAUAGUUUAAUUUAAAAAGUCAACUUUCAUUUAUUAUAUUUUUAUUGUAAGUGAAGUGAAAUACUUUAAUACAUUUUUGUCUUAAUUUUGAAGUUUUUUUGCUUGUGGAUCAUGACAGUCAGAAACCCAGUUUUUUCAAUUUGAUAUAAAUUCAUGUCCAGCUUUUGAAAAGUGUGUGCAUUUUUACCCUCAAUACUUUGUUUAAAGACUUAAUGAUCAUCAUCUGGAUAAAUGUCAAGUCAGCAGUCUUGAUUGUGUUGACUGAGUUGGUCUAAGAGGUGCACAGUAUUUAUCCCAUUUCAGAAGUAACUAAAGUGGUAUUAGGUGUGUUUGUUUGACUUGAAAAUUAGGAAGACCUCACCCUGGAUCUUUUUUUUCCUAUUUCUUUGUAACUGUUUUCUUUUGCAGCAUUUGUAACUUCCUGACUUUUGUUUCAGAGGGGCUAAGCUGUGUGUGGUGAAGAGCCAGAGGAAAGAGAAACAAGCAGAGACGCUGACACAAGAUUACAUCAUCACACGUAAGUUGAUCUGCACCUGAGCGCGCGACACAAACACACGGAUAAAAUACUAAAUCUGUGACUGACAGAAUUCGCCUCAGAAUAUAAUUUUCUGUCUACUUCCUGCUCUUUUGCCUCGUCUUGCUCGGUGGACAUUAUUUAACCAUUAAAGAGUUUUUAGAGCUUUUCCAGGGAAGUGCUUUUUCGAACCCAGCCAGCUCUCUAAUCCACCUUGAGUCACUGUUUACAUGCUACCUCUUGCUUAAUUCUUACACAAAGAAACAUGCAAACACACUCUAUUUCAUACCCGGGACUUUGCCAGCAGUUAGUUCUUCAGUGCUUUCACAGGUCCAUUAGCUGAUGGAGUAGGGUGUGGAUGAGUGGAUCAGCAGCCUCAGGGCGCUUAGCCACGCGGCGGCCAUGUGGUUCACAGUCACGCCGGAUCACGCCAGGGACAGCCAACUCUCCCACUUCUGCUUGCGUGAUCUCCUCCUGCUGGUUCACGCCAUCACAUCUCUUAACACACGAGGCUGUCAUCUCUUCUCUGCGUGCUCCUCGUUCCCUUCACCCCCAAGGCUGAAGUCAUGAACCUAGAUGAACGGAGCAGCUGCCGAUACCUCACCUCUGAUUGGCUGCAAGGACCCAAUUCGAACUUGAUUCAUUGUUUGGGCCACUGAUGCGUCAUGUGAUUUCACUGCCAUGCCAACAAGGUGUGAAGCAGGCAGGAGUUCAGGCCACGAGCGGCAAGUGACGCAUUUGAUGCUCCGGCGCUGGAAAAUUAGAGGGUACUGGACGCGAGUGACGGCCCAUUGAGAAAAGCGAGGGAAUCUGUUAACAGUAACCUUUUUGCUUAAUGUAGCGUGGAGGGAGAAGAAUUAACAGUGUGCAGUGACAGGACCCCUGAAUGGAAAAUCACUCUAUCUAACCCUUUACUAAAGUGUCUCUUUGCAACCCCUGAGGAUAAGAGCAGAGCACACACACUCUCUCCUUUUCACACACCUUCGAGGGCACUCAUUCAUGCACACGAUCACUCACGCACUCAUAGAUUUAAGUGCUGCAGGCCUUUAUUGUGAUAGAGUUCACAAAAGUGUGAAGAGUAGCCGAGAAAUAGUCUGUAAGUCAACAUGGGAUAUAAUGAAUAUGUUAAUGUGCAGCAUGCCAGGGAAAGUAAGCAAGAGACGGGAUGCUACCUGAGGUCAGCAGGUGCGUGUGUUUUAGCACGCUGUUGUAGUACUGCAGGUGUUGACAUUCAGUUUGGAAACCCUGCUGAAUGUCAGCUGUCUUCAUGCAGCAGAGCAGUACUGUACCAAUGCUAAACACAAACAUAUUGCCAGGUGCCCAGCCUGCUUAUUUGUGUGUCUGUGUUUUGUGAUCAUGCAGUUUGAGUUACCUAAGCAACUCGAUUAUCCUUGUUUGCCCUUCGUGUCUCCAGCUCAUGCCUUGCCCAUGUUCAGAGAGGCCCGGCAGCGGAGUACACGCAAACAGCUAGAGAAGGACCGGCUGGACCCAAAGAAAUCCCACAAACCAGAGCCUCCAGUUUCCGGACCAGGUAAAAUACAUUUUACACAACCCUUCUUUUUGCUUCUACAGGCCCCAAAAAUGAACCUCUAAAAAUGGAAUUGCUGAAAAAAGCAGCAGCCUCUGGGGGGUAAGAUUGAGUUACAAUGACCUAAUAAACAACAACAACAAACAUACACUAUAAUCUGAUAUUUGGACAUGGUUACAUCUUCACAGCGUGUCAUACUUAAAACUGGAUGAAUGCCUGACCCUAUUUGAGGCAAACAUCCACAGUUGUUGAUGUGUUGGGGAUUGUGCAAUCCAGCUGGAGUCAUGUGCUAAACCAGCACCGCUCCAACUUGGCCUUUCACAGACUUUUUUUUUUUCUACUGUUGAGACAUCAUGACAUAUUUAACUUCUGUCUUGAACCACUUUCUAAAACGCACCAAACGAGUGCGUGAUAACGAGUCAGGUACACUUGAAACAAUUCAAAAAGCUCGUUUCUGCUUGAAUUAUUUGUUUAUUUAUUCAUUUGUCGCUAAUUUUGAAAUUUGUUCCCUUUUUUUCUAGGAACUUAAAUACUUUAUACUUAAAUACUAUUUUUUUUAAAAUAAUUUUUAAGAACUUUUUUAUAGACAUUGCUGGAAACUGUUAUGAAUGCUUAUUUACACCCGUAAGAUGUUUUCAAAGCCUCAUAGAUAGAUUUGGAAAGCUUUAUGACUACGUUUUUGGUGCAUUAUAAGAGGUGGGUUAAUAUAUUGUAUGUUUACAACACUCAACUCAACUCAACUUUAUUUGUAAAGCACUUUAAAACAACCACAGCCGAACAAAGUGCUGCACAUAAAUAGACAAAACAAUGCAGACAUCAAAAAACAAUCAAAAAACAAUUUAAACAAUAGAUCAAAUAAAAGCAAAUAUUAGAAAGUAAAAUACAGUUUAAAUGUUUUUUAAAACUAAUUUAAAAACAAUAGAAACAAAUAACUAAAAACAAACCAUAACACAAAAUCAGGAGUAGAGUCUCUUGCAGGGUUGAAAGCCAAUGAAUAAAAAUGUGUUUUUAGACGAGUUUUAAAAACACUCGAUAAGUGUUUGUGAAGCAAGGACACUGAUUGUUAAAGCUUUGGAGGGAAAUUCUUUCACAUUCUUGCUUGAUGUACGGCUUCAGCUGCUCAACAGUCCGGGGUCUCUGUUGUGAUUCUUUUGCGCUUCAUAAUGCACCACACAUUUUCAAUGAGAGACAGGGAGACAGGUCUGGACUGCAGGCAGGACAGUCGUGUACCAGAACUCUUUUACCAUGAAUUCACUCUACUGUAACACAUGCAGAAUGUGUCUUGGCGUUGUCCUGCUGAAAUAACAUGAACAUGUUCAGGGCAUCAAAUUCAAAAUGAGUGAAUAUUUGCCAAAAAAAAAUAAUACUAAUAAUUAACAUCAGUUAUCUUAUCUUUAGUGUGUAUUCAGUUGAAUGUAGAUGGAUAAGGAUUUGCAAGUCAUUGUAUUCUGUUUUUAUUCGCAUUUUACGCAAUGUCCUGACCUCAUUGGAAUUGGGGUUUGUCAAAACAAUCACUGCCCAGCCAUAUGACAUCAUUUAGGAUACGUAAAAAAGGAGCAUGUAUGGUUUUGUAUAUAAGCAUAAAAACAUGUAGAGACUCAGAGUGAUGGAAAAAGACAGAAAAAUGUCUGAAAAUGAACUUGAAGCUCUAUUUCUUUAAAAUAAGUUUGACUACUUGACAGCAGCUCAGCGGUUCUCAGAUGACAGGCUGUCUUUAUAUUGUUUAUCCUCUGAGCAGAAUGUCUUUGCAUAAGUGCAAGGUAAUGUUUGGUGGUUGGCUCCAUGCUUACAAGCAAUGGAAAAAAGGUGCCUCACAAUCGCCUAAACAACUUCCAAACUCACAACUGCAGCAGGAAAUCCCUCUGCGUUUGGAAAUGUAUAUUUAGGUGUGUGCCGAUGUAUUCAGAUAUCUUAAGACAGGCGUAACAAUGGCCUCUCUGGAAGGCAGAGGGUGAUUUUCUCCAAAAGCUCCAUGAAGUGUAGUCAGGUUCAGCCAACAAAAGAAGGUCCUGAACCACGGCACAGAGCAGUGUUAUUGACGAAGCUAUGUGAAGCUACAAAACAUAAUAUAGGAAUGCAACAUAUCUCUACUGAAAAUCUUAAAUUUACAAAGUUCUUUGAUGCAAAAUCCUGAAAAGUAAAGUGAGUUCACUGAUGAAAACAGACAAAUUAAGACACACAUCUCUUUGUUGCUUUUGGGACCAGAAACCCAAAAUCAACAAAAUACUGUACAUGCGGUAUGUUCAGAUUGUUCCCUUGGAGCAGGUGUAAUAAUGUCCUUUACAGUACUGUACUCAUAAGACUUUCUAAUCUUGUAAUAACGUGUCCCGACAGGCCGUGGAGGACGAGUAGCAGCUCACGGCGGCACCCUGUCGUCGUUCAUCGUGAAGAACAUCGCCUUGGAUAAAACCGACGACAGUAACCCACGAGAGGCCAUCCUACGCCACGCCAAGGACGCUUCAGAGAACCCUUACUGGGUCGCCCCGGCUUACACGCAGUAAGAAAACCACAUACCGUCAUUUGUUAAAUGAUGCAUCAUUUACACCCUCACUGUUCAUGUCACAUUUAUCCCCCACAUGCUCAUCUCUCGCAUCUCAUUAGCGCACAGUGUAAGACGAGCACCAGUGGCGUUAAUCAGGGUAUUGUGUCGGUACUUGGGUUUCUUCCUCUCGGUGUGACACAUGAAUGUUUGAAGAGUUGAACAGUUUUACACGCUUCAGACUGCAGGAAGUAGAGUGAGUAAUGGACAGCUUUAGAUCCCUAUCAGACUCAGACAGCUCUGUCAGCGCCGGGUGCCAAAUCAAACAGUCUGCUUCUCGUUACGCAAGAAGAAAAACUAUUUUUAAAUCGAAGACUCUAUUGAUAUACGUCAUUAUAAAUCGAAUUGUUUCAGCCUGGUCGCUUGACUAUCAAGGUUCCUUAUGAUUGGAUGGGAGUCAGAUUAAACAUCACAGUAUUUCUGCUAAGAAGCCUAAUAAAACAGAUCUACAUUUGGUUUAAGUUUCAGUUUUUCUGCUCAAAUUCUUUCCCCCCUGAGUACUAAUAUUACAACACUAACCAUCUAAGAGCACACAUGUCUUCACAGCUGUCUUCUGGGUUCAUCUUUAAUUUGCAGUUAGUGUCUUCAUUCUGAAUUUCUUGGAAAAACGCUCCACUCCUAACCUCUUUUCUGUGACUCCUCUCAGCACACAGCCAGAGCCAGUGUUUGCGGAGGAAUCCGAGGAAGACGAGGAGGCUGACAAGGAACCAGAGUGGAAGAAACGCAAGAUCUGAGCUGCUUCAACAGCAGUUUUUUUUUUUGUUACUAUACAUAUGGGAUCGCUGACAGGGUGGGCUUGCGGUUAAAUUAAGAGCCUCAUAACCACAAGUUCUCAGACUCGAUCUCAGAACACUGAGUGACUGUAAGAAACCGUGCAGACGGGCAUCAAUUAAAUUACUUAACUGCACAACCUGUCCUUCACCUCCACUUUUUGAGCGCACAUGUAUUCACGUGCAGGAUUUUGUGUUUUGUGGGUAGCAUAGGCAUUUUUAUGAAACAGGCAUAACAUGUUUUUACACAGGUUUCUGCUCUUUCAUUACGAUCCAUCAACCGCGGGAAGACCUUGGCUUUUUAUGUCUGUUUAGAUUAUGCAUACUUUAUUUUCAUCAUUUCUAUUGUCCUCUCCUCCCACGGCCCUGGAGUUUGCUAAUUCCUCAUAAAUCAGCUCCAGAUUUUGUGGUCUGGUUCUGUUCAUCAGCUAUGGAGAACAGUUCACUCCAUCGUACCGAGUAGAUUAUGAAGACUUAUAAAAAAGGGGUUUUAUCAGUUUCCAAAACUGCACUUUGUUGGAUGUGAUAAACAAAACUUCACUCAGCCAGCAGCUAAUUUAGCUUUUUUUUUUUUUUUUUUAGCAUUUUGUCUCCCACCUCAACAAUCUAAAUAAAAGAAUUUGUAUUGUCUUGUAAA
Messenger RNA from Xyrichtys novacula (pearly razorfish), 43043 nucleotides. The record is from the annotation of a GenBank genome assembly. Lineage: Eukaryota; Metazoa; Chordata; Actinopteri; Labriformes; Labridae.